ACCCUUGACCUUGAUGUUACAACACCUCUAACCAGCUGAGCUGAUUGGCCAGCCUUGUGUCCGUGGAGUGGAGUAGCUGAAUCAUAUGGUCACUUUAGCCUUCUGAGGAACUGCUAGAAGGUUUCCAAAGCAGUUGCACCACUUUACAUACCCAUCAGCAGUGUAGUAUCUGCAAUGGUGAAAUGAAGUAACUCAAAGAUGAGCAAGUUAAAAGUCAUAUCAGAGAAAAGCCUUACCAAUAAUUCUCGGGUUGUGGGACUCCUGGCUCAGCUGGAGAAGAUCAAUACCGAAUCUACAGAAUCAGAUACUGCCAGAUAUGUUACAUCAAAAAUUCUUCAUCUGGCUCAAAGUCAAGAAAAAACAAGGAGAGAAAUGACAGCCAAAGGUUCUACAGGAAUGGAAGUUCUGCUGUCAACAUUAGAGAACACAAAAGAUCUUCAAACUACCCUUAAUAUCUUAAGCAUUCUUGUUGAGCUGUUGUCAGCAGGUGGAGGUCGAAGAGCAAGUUUCUUAGUUGGCAAAGGUGGUUCACAGAUAUUGUUACAAUUACUUAUGAAUGCCAGCAAAGAAUCUCCCCCACAUGAGGAGUUAAUGGUACAGAUUCAUUCUAUUCUUGCAAAGAUUGGACCAAAAGAUAAAAAAUUUGGAGUGAAAGCUAGAAUCAAUGGGGCUCUGAAUAUAACGUUGAACUUGGUCAAACAGAAUUUGCAGAAUCAUCGCUUGGUUCUACCUUGUCUUCAGCUUUUACGAGUAUAUUCUGCCAACUCCGUCAAUUCAGUAUCCUUAGGGAAAAAUGGAGUUGUGGAGCUAAUGUUUAAAAUCAUCGGACCAUUUAGUAAGAAGAAUUCAGGUAUUAUGAAGGUUGCUUUAGACACUCUUGCUGCAUUGCUAAAAUCAAAAACAAAUGCCAGGAGAGCUGUAGACAGAGGAUAUGUCCAAGUGCUUUUAACAAUUUAUCUAGAUUGGCACCGUCAUGAUAAUCGGCAUAGAAACAUGCUCAUUCGGAAAGGAAUUUUGCAGAGUUUAAAAAGUGUUACAAGCAUCAAGUUGGGAAGAAAAGCAUUUAUUGAUGCCAAUGGGAUGAAAAUUCUGUAUAACACUUCACAAGAAUGUUUGGCAGUCAGGACUCUUGAUCCUCUUGUCAACACCUCCAGUCUGAUAAUGAGGAAGUGUUUCCCCAAAAAUCGCCUGCCACUCCCAACGAUUAAAAGUUCUUUCCAUUUCCAGUUGCCGGUUAUUCCUGUGACUGGCCCUGUGGCCCAGCUCUACAGCUUACCCCCUGAAGUGGAUGAUGUAGUGGAUGAAAGUGACGACAACGAUGAUAUUGAUGGAGAAGCUGAAAAUGAAAUUGAAAAUGAAGAUGACCUAGCUCAAAAUUUUAAGAAUGAUGAUAUUGAGACAGAUAUUAACAAACUAAAACCCCAGCAAGAACCAGGACGAACUAUAGAAGAACUAAAAAUGUAUGAACACCUUUUCCCUGAACUUGUUGAUGAUUUUAAGGACUAUGACUUAAUCUCCAAAGAACCAAAGCCUUUUGUAUUUGAGGGAAAAGUACGUACUCCUAUUGUUGUGCCUACGGCAGGAGAGGAAGCAUCUGGGAAUUCAGGCAAAUUAAGAAAAGGAAUUGUAAUGAAGGAGAAUGUAUCUUCUAAAGAAGAUGAAGGUGAUAAGAAACCUACCUUUAUGAAUCUAGCAAAAGAAGAUAUUAAAGAUAAUGACAGAACAUUACAACAGCAGCUAGAUGACCAGAAUAGAACUAUUUCAUCAGUCCGUGGCUUAAACAAUGAUAUCGUAAAGGCCUUGGACCGAAUUACAUUGCAGAAUAUUCCUUCUCAAACAGCCCCAGGUUUUACUGCAGAAACAAAGGACUACAGUCUCCCCCUUAGUGUUCUUACGUGCACUAAAGCAUGUCCCCACAUGGCUACUUGUGGAAAUGUUCUGUUUGAGGGAAGAACAGUUCAGCUAGGGAAGCUUUGUUGUACUGGAGUUGAAACUGAAGAUGAUGAAGAUACUGAGUCUAAUUCAUCAGUGGAACAGGUAUCCAUUGAAGUACCUGAUGGACCAACACUGCAUGACCCAGACCUCUAUAUUGAGAUUGUGAAAAAUACAAAGUCUGUCCCGGAAUAUUCAGAAGUGGCUUAUCCUGAUUAUUUUGGUCACAUUCCGCCUCCAUUCAAAGAGCCAAUUUUAGAAAGGCCUUAUGGUGUACAAAGGACAAAAAUUGCCCAAGAUAUUGAGAGACUAAUACAUCAGAGUGAUAUCAUAGAUCGAGUGGUAUAUGAUAUAGAUAAUCCAAAUUACACCAUUCCAGAAGAAGGAGAUAUUUUAAAGUUUAACUCCAAAUUUGAAUCUGGGAAUCUGCGCAAAGUAAUUCAAAUUAGAAAAAAUGAAUAUGAUCUGAUUCUGAACUCAGAUAUAAACAGCAAUCAUUAUCAUCAGUGGUUUUACUUUGAAGUCAGUGGAAUGCGGCUAGGUGUUGCUUACAGGUUUAACAUCAUUAACUGUGAAAAGUCCAACAGUCAAUUUAAUUAUGGUAUGCAACCACUCAUGUAUUCGGUUCAGGAAGCGUUAAAUGCCAGACCAUGGUGGAUUCGUAUGGGGACUGACAUUUGUUACUAUAAAAAUCACUUCUCAAGAAGUUCGGUAGCUGCAGGUGGACAAAAGGGAAAAUCCUACUAUACAAUUACAUUCACAGUCAAUUUUCCACAUAAAGAUGAUGUUUGCUACUUUGCUUAUCAUUAUCCAUAUACAUAUUCAACUUUACAGAUGCAUCUUCAAAAAUUGGAAUCAACACACAAUCCUCAGCAAAUCUAUUUUCGAAAAGAUGUCCUAUGUGAAACCUUGUCUGGAAACAGCUGUCCUUUGGUGACUAUAACAGCAAUGCCAGAGUCUAAUUACUAUGAACAUAUCUGUCAAUUCAGAAAUCGCCCUUACAUUUUCUUAUCUGCUCGGGUACAUCCUGGAGAAACUAAUGCAAGUUGGGUUAUGAAAGGAACAUUGGAAUAUCUCAUGAGUAAUAACCCUACUGCUCAGAGCUUACGAGAAUCUUAUAUUUUUAAAAUUGUCCCUAUGCUAAAUCCAGAUGGUGUCAUCAAUGGAAAUCACCGCUGUUCUUUAAGUGGAGAGGAUUUGAACAGGCAGUGGCAAAGUCCAAAUCCAGAUUUACAUCCUACAAUUUAUCAUGCUAAGGGGCUGUUACAAUACCUAGCUGCAGUGAAGCGUUUACCCCUGGUUUAUUGUGAUUAUCAUGGCCAUUCCCGAAAGAAGAAUGUAUUUAUGUAUGGCUGCAGCAUCAAAGAGACAGUGUGGCAUACCAGUGAUAACGCAACUUCAUGUGAUGUUGUGGAAGAUAUAGGAUACAGGACUUUGCCUAAGGUACUGAGCCAUAUUGCCCCAGCAUUUUGCAUGAGCAGCUGUAGCUUUGUAGUGGAAAAAUCUAAAGAAUCCACAGCACGUGUUGUAGUUUGGAGGGAAAUAGGAGUACAAAGAAGCUAUACCAUGGAGAGUACUUUGUGUGGCUGUGAUCAGGGAAAAUACAAGGGUUUACAGAUUGGUACUCGAGAAUUGGAAGAGAUGGGAGCAAAAUUUUGUGUUGGUCUACUGCGUUUGAAAAGACUGACAUCCCCAUUGGAAUAUAAUCUGCCUUCCAGCCUGCUUGACUUUGAAAAUGACUUAAUUGAAUCAAGCUGCAAAGUAACUAGCCCUACCACUUACGUUUUGGAUGAAGAUGAACCGCGAUUCCUUGAAGAAGUUGAUUACAGUGCAGAAAGUAACGAUGACCUAGAUGUUGAAUUGACUGAAAAUGCAGGAGAUUAUGAACCUUCUGCUCAAGAAGAAGGACUUUCUGACUCUGAAUCAUCAAGAACAUACCUACCCUGAGCCCUCUGCCGUCUCUUGUUAACUGCAAAGAAAUGAAAUAUCUUCGUUUUUAUUACACAGGAAAUUUGAGAGAAACGAGUUUAUAGAGAGCUGACUCAAAAAGACAAAAGGAACUUGGGCCUGUUUGGUUUCAAGACAAUAAAUAUUAUUAAUUCAUGAUAAAAUGGGCACUUGUUUUAUUUUAGGUAUUCAGUGCACUUUAUGUAGCAUUGAAUUAUCAAAUAUUGGAUUUACUUUUUGAAAGAAACCUGAGUAUCAUUGCAUGAAUUUUUAUCUCCUUAGGGUUAUAUCCUGCAUCAAAUGGAUAAUUUUGAAGUGUGUCAGAAUAUAAAAUCCAAAUUCUAGAGUUGUUGAAAAUCCGGAAUUGUUGAAAACUAAUAUAUGUGUACAUGGGUUUCUAUAGAUGUGUUUGUGUCAGGGUGGGUUGAUAUUGAAGAUAAGACUGUUCUUCAUAAUCAUGUUAACUGUUGGGUUGUGACUGAAAUAAUCCAGAGUUUGCCUUGAAAACAGUACAUUCUACAUUUACUAAAUUAAACAAAUAAAAAUUACAUUAAGUGUUGCAUUCAUUUUGUCAUCCUUUUUAACCAGCCCAGAUUAUUUGAUGUAUAGAACUUUGGGAGAAUAUUAUAAAAUGCUGAUAUCUGAACACAUUGAUAAAAAGUUUUAAAAGAAAUGCCUGAUUUACCAGUCGUACAUUUUUUAUGGUGUAGGUAUACCUGUACCUUUCAUAAAAGAUAUAUUCGAAUAACUCUUUCCUCUAAAAUUGUCUCGUGGACACACCUGAAGUUUAUCACUGCAAACAGUUUGUUAAGAAACUUUAAAAAUGCAGUAAGGAUAUGAUCGAUGUUAAAUAUGCCUUCGUAUCCUGAGCUUAUUUAGCGCCUUGCGAGCUGUGCUAUAGACUUAUUAAACUUA
This is a messenger RNA of Cynocephalus volans (Philippine flying lemur), 4794 nucleotides long. It is a transcript of the gene AGTPBP1, whose product is annotated as ATP/GTP binding carboxypeptidase 1. Gene Ontology annotation, biological process: protein side chain deglutamylation; proteolysis. Lineage: Eukaryota; Metazoa; Chordata; Mammalia; Dermoptera; Cynocephalidae. The record is from RefSeq and is a predicted model, not a curated record. The transcript has 27 exons. Gene Ontology annotation, molecular function: zinc ion binding; metallocarboxypeptidase activity. Bases 199 to 3879 code for a protein of 1226 amino acids.